Molecule: messenger RNA, 801 nt
Organism: Prorocentrum cordatum
Lineage: Eukaryota; Dinophyceae; Prorocentrales; Prorocentraceae
Source: the annotation of a GenBank genome assembly
AUGGUGCUGACGCCCACGCGGGCACCGACUCCUCCUUGCUUCGACACUUCGGAGGGAGCGGCUGGAAAAAGUAUCCUCGUAGAUCCGCCAGGCGCUGAUCCUUGCAACCUUACCAUUAGCUGCGAUAACUACACGGCGGUGGCGCUUCAGGACCCUGACACAUUUCUUACCGCCUGCGUGCAGCAUUCUCACCAUUAUGACGACACCGACUUCACCGCCGUGGACAUGUGCUGUGCGUGCGGGGGCGGUGCAGCAACGGUGCCUGCGCCAGCGCCAGCGAGUGCGACAGCACCAACGCCAGUGCCGACGCCUGCACCGACCCUGGCGCCAACCCCAGCGCCCACGCUGGCACAGACGCAGCCGCCGACGCCCAUGCCGACCCUGGCACCGACCCCGGGGCCAACCUUGGCGCCUACGCCAGCGCCAACACCCACGCCGACGCCUGCUCCGACUGGCGCCAACCCCAGCGCCUACGCUGGCGCCAACGCUGGCGCCGACGCCCGCGCCGACUCCAGCACCGACCCCGGCGCCAACCCUGGCGCCAACGCCGGCGCCGAGUCCCGCGCCGACGCCUGCGCCGACUCUGGCGCCUGCGCCAGCGCCUACGCCGGCGCCAACGCCAGCGCCUACGCUCGCGCCGACGACAGCGCCGAGCCUGGCAUCGCCACCUGCCGCGGGCGGGGGAGGCGGAGCUUCUGCCGUUGGCGAUCCCCACCUGCAAAACGUUCACGGCGAGCGGUUCGACCUGAUGAAGGCGGGCAAGCAUGUUCUGAUAAACAUCCCUCGUGGAAUGAGUGCUGA